Molecule: messenger RNA, 1177 nt
Organism: Camelina sativa (false flax)
Lineage: Eukaryota; Viridiplantae; Streptophyta; Magnoliopsida; Brassicales; Brassicaceae
Product: putative CCR4-associated factor 1 homolog 6
Cellular component (GO): CCR4-NOT complex
Molecular function (GO): nucleic acid binding; poly(A)-specific ribonuclease activity
Source: RefSeq, a predicted model, not a curated record
UAUCUUAUUCUUCUUCUUUCUUCUUCUCCUUCCAUCAUUACCCCUUAAACGAUAAACCACGGCCACAUCCUCCUCUGAAACCCUAGCCACGUCAAAUCGCCGCCUUCUCUUCCAUCUUCUAACCUCGGUUUUGCUUAUCAGAUUUUGAUGAAACCAGAUCGGGUCUACCUCUAGAUCCGUUCUAGGUUUAUCUUGGAGUUAUCACCGUCUUUAUCAAUCCUCAUCAUCAUCAUCCUCAUCAAUCCAGAUGCUCCUCAGAUUCUUCAUCAUCAUUGAUAGACAUGUCUCUGUUUCUGAAAGACGAUUCUAUCCAAAUCCGCGAAGUCUGGAACGAUAACCUCGAAGAAGAAAUGGAUCUGAUCCGAGACGUCGUCGACGAUUUCCCUUACGUCGCCAUGGACACUGAGUUCCCAGGUAUCGUCGUCCGACCUGUCGGUACUUUCAAAUCCAACGCCGAUUACCACUACGAGACCUUAAAGACCAACGUCAACAUCCUCAAAAUGAUUCAGCUCGGCCUCACCUUCUCCAACGAGCAAGGUGACCUCCCCACCUGUGGUACCGACAAGUACUGCAUCUGGCAGUUCAAUUUCCGAGAAUUCGACCUCGAUUCCGAUAUCUUCGCUGUAGAUUCCAUCGAGCUUCUCAAACAAUCAGGCAUCGAUUUGGCGAAGAACACGCAAGACGGGAUCGAUUCCAAGAGAUUCGCUGAGCUCCUCAUGUCCUCAGGGAUUGUGUUGAACGAAAACGUGCAUUGGGUCACGUUUCACAGCGGAUACGAUUUCGGAUACUUGCUAAAGCUGUUGACUUGCCAGAACCUGCCUGAUUCGCAGACAGACUUCUUCAAGCUGAUCAAUGUUUAUUUCCCGACGGUGUACGACAUUAAACACUUGAUGAAGUUCUGUAACAGCCUUCACGGUGGUCUGAACAAACUUGCUGAGUUGCUUGAAGUUGAGAGAGUUGGGAUAUGUCACCAAGCUGGUUCGGAUAGUUUGCUCACGUCUUGUACUUUCAGAAAGCUCAAGGAGAAUUUCUUCGUUGGUCCUUUGCAGAAAUAUUCUGGUGUUUUGUAUGGAUUAGGUGUUGAAAAUGGUCAGGUUGCUAUCUAAACAAAAAGAAAUAUGAAAUCACAAUAAAUAAAUAAAAUUCCUUAUAAACUAUUAUCUCUCUUCUUCUUCUU